GCUUAUUAUAAGAAUUACAAGCUCGUAGUAAUUAAGCAUGCCGCCUUCAACGACGACGGAUGACUGCAAUAUUGGGUGGCAGUGCUGUGUUUGGGGAAUAACAAUGGCAGUUUCUCCAUUGGUCGUUUUUGGUAUUCUUUUUAUCGUUAAUAUCUUUCAGCCGAUUCCAGACGUUCGCAUCUAUGACUUCACGCUCUCACCUAAACCCGUCGCCGGCAACAGCAGCAGCACCGUGGAAUCCCCGCCGCUCGCCGCCAACUGCACCAUCGUUUUGGCUUUCGACAACAACAAUGCGGGCGGAGAAUAUUACUACAAGGUCAAUCAGUACGAUGAGGUCGAGUUGUCGGUCGUCGUAGGCGACCGUAACGAGACGUUAGCGCGGGCCCACGCCGAGACUUUCUGGCAGGGUAACGUCGAGCAAAAGCCGUUGGUGGUGAGUAUAACUGAUUUUUCCGUCCCGGCGGAUUUGGAAUCCAUGACAGAUUACACGUUCACCGUUAACGUGAAAAGUAGGGUUAGGGAGAAUCCCGGAGCGGACGACGAGAAUGCCUUUUACAUAAAGGCCACGUGCGAUGAUGUAAGGGUCGGGUUUGGGUCAACGGAAGGCGCUGACCGUGUUGGGAUGAUGUUAGAUGCAGCGAGGUUGUGUAGGGUUGUGAAAUUGAAGUCAAAGUUCAAUCUUUGAUCUGCG
Molecule: messenger RNA, 691 nt
Organism: Cuscuta europaea
Lineage: Eukaryota; Viridiplantae; Streptophyta; Magnoliopsida; Solanales; Convolvulaceae
Source: the annotation of a GenBank genome assembly